Messenger RNA from Ectocarpus sp. CCAP 1310/34, 2824 nucleotides. The record is from the annotation of a GenBank genome assembly. Lineage: Eukaryota; Phaeophyceae; Ectocarpales; Ectocarpaceae.
UUUGGGUGCAUCGAGUGCGGGCAUUAUGAACGCCCCAUCCAAUCCGACCAUGUCUUCUUUGGCGGGGAAUGCCUUUCAGUUACCACAUGGCGAGAAGCAGCAACAGCAACAGCAGCAACACUUGGUGGAGUUCCAGGGCCGUACCCUUUGCGUCUCCACGCACACCGCCUUCAGCAACGGUGCAAACGGCAACAGCAGCAAGGCAUCAUCGGUGCUAGAGAGCGUCUUCGCCGCCCUCGGCGUGCCCAAGAGCGCCGUGGGAAGACUACAGGAGCCAUGGCGCCUCAUGUGCGGUGGGAGGUUCUUAACCCCCGACCAAUACGUCCCUCCCCUGAGUGUGCUGAGGGUCUGGACGGGAGGGCUCAAGGGCGGGAAGGGAGGCUUCGGUGCGAUGCUCCGCGCGAUGGCCAAGCAGGCGGGCGCCAAGCCCACGACCGACUUCGGGGCUUGCCGGGACCUGCAGGGCCGGCGCCUACGCCACGUUAACGACGAGGUUCGCCUUCAGAAGUGGCAGGAGAACAGGGAGAGGGAGAGCCGGGGCGAGAAGGUGGAAGAGGAAAAGACGCAGUCGGGGAUCGAAAACUGGCACCUCGGCGUGCCCACCUGGGCGGAGGGCGCCAAGCCUUCCUACAUGAAGACCCGUCGGAAGACCGUUAUCUGCCAGCAGUGGCUGGACGCUCGCAAGGACAGAAAGGCACCGCAGGGGGCCCCGCCGUGGUGGGGCUGCCCCAGGGGGAGGGGGUGCGACUUCGCCCACGGGAAGGAGGAGCUACGGGGGAAGGGCUUGGAAGAGUUCAACCAAAAGGACAGGAAAGAAAAGCGGGAGAAGAAGCAGUUCGACCUUGACAAGUACCUGGAGAGCUCGUCCGCGGAGCCGGUGACCCAAGCCAUGCCCUCGGCCGUUGAGCAGGGGCUCAAGGCUGCCGCCCGGGCGGGCGCGAAGAAGGCGGCUGAGCACGCCGAGGAUGCCAAGGGGCUUCUGAGCAUGGACCUACAGGGAGGCCAGAAGUCAUCGUCCACGGGGUGUUCCUGGAUGGAGGUGGCCGGUGGCGACGUCGAGCUGACAGAGGAGGGACAGGCGCAAGGGGCCAGCGAGUUCGGGACGGCUAGGGUAGUGGGAGUGGCGCUUAGAAAGAAGACCUGGUAUUUCGAGGUGGCCCUGCUGACGGCGGGGUUGAUGCAGAUCGGGUGGGCGGACCACACUUUCGUGCCGGGGGGACCGGAGUCCGGAGACGGAAUUGGCGACGUGUCCGGGUCCUGGGCGUACGACGGGGUGCGACAGCAGCGCUGGAACGAGGGACAGAGCGACUACGGGGAGGCUUGGAAGGUGGGAGACGUCGUCGGCUGCCUGCUAGAGAUAGACCAGGCCUCUCAGACAGCCUCCAUGAGGUUCAGCCUGAACGGGCAGGACAUGGGGGUCGCCUUUGACGGGGUGAAGCUCGCACCUGCUGCGGCGGAGCCCGGUAGCAGCAGUCUAGGUGUCAAGGAGGAGCCCGGGUUCUUCCCAGCGCUUUCUCUAGAAGAGGGAGAAGCCGUGACCGUCAAUCUCGGCCAAUCACCGUUCGCGCACCCACCUCCCGACGGUUUCAAGGCCGUCAUCGCCGCUAGGUUAGGGGGAGGGGCGGCGUCCGUGGCGGCGCGGGGGGCACAAGCCAAUGUUGGCACGACAGCGGAGGGAGACGCGGAGGGGGAAGAGGGGGGGGGUCCCCGGGCGCCGGUGGACCUGGAGAAGUUUUCGUGUGCCACUGAUCUGGCGGCUAGGUUUGGCCCGAAUCGGCUCAAGGAGGAGCUCAUGUCGAAGGGGGUCAAGUGCGGAGGAACACACUACCAGCGGGCGGCGCGUCUAUUCUCUCUCAAGAGACUGGCGCCCGAGGACUACCCGCAGGAGCUGUUCGCAAAGAAGGCCAAGAAAUCGUCAUGAUCAUGAUCACGCGUGAUACAUACCGACAUUUUCUUUUGUGGCAGUGGGCAUGGUCUGAUGGUCUCCUGGUGUACGUACCCGCAUGUGUCCUCAGUGGAGAAGGCCUUGAGUGAAUUAAUCAUAAUCAUGAUAGGCGAUGGGCGAUAGGCGGUGUUUCGUUAUCUGGUAGGGCGUCGACAUUCUUCCCUUUGGUCGUCAAGCGUACCGGGCGGUUGCGGGGUUGGUGUUUCCUGUGGGAGACACUCUCUGACCAGGAAUCAUCUUGGUCAUUGGUCAUUAGUCAUUGGUUGGUUUCUCGCACGGUGGCGUGGAAGCAGAUGUGCGCAGCUACAAAUGCGGUAGAUGUGUGACGCGGGUCGAGGGGCCGUCAUCGGCAUCAUCGGCUCGUCGUCAUAUCCGUCCAUUUAGUCCUAGACAAUAGACUACUUAAACCGCAGAGAAGAGAGAAGAGAAGAGGUCUUGCAUCUAGAUCGUGGUAGGUAGCUCUUAGCGACCAAAAUGUCGAACAAGUUGCCGCGGACGUGAUGGGGGGGGGGGGNGGGCAUCUGGUCGACGUAACAUCUAUCUCUUGUCCUCUUGGCCGUCUGUCUGUCACGUGCCCGCUUGGGAUGUCUGCAUAUAUAUACCGUACGAGUACUGUAAAAGCCUUGAAACGUAGUAGGUGGCAUGUGCUACGAUGUGAUGCUUGCCGCAGUGUGUACACGAAGUUUGAGGCGAAGAAGAAAGAACUCUUGAGUUUGCCAAUGAGCGAAAAUCACUCGGUUUGGGAGUCUUAAACAACGACAGCGUAUUGUUGCAGGAUCAUUGGUGUUUGUUGCUCGUGCUAAGACAAAAAAAAAAACAAGAGGGAGCUGUUGUGUGGGCCUCGUGUGUGGCGAAGACGGGAUGAUGAAGACAAAGAGA